AAUAACUUUUUUUUUUUUUUUUUUUUUUUUGAGACGGAGUCUCGCUCUGUCGCCCAGGCUGGAGUGCAGUGGCACAAUCUGGGCUCACUGCAAGCUCCGCCUCCUGGGUUCACGCCAUUCUUCUGCCUCAGCCUCUCCGAAUAGCUGGGACUACAGGCGCCCGCCACCACGCCCGGCUAAUUUUUUUGUAUUUUUUAGUAGAGACGGGGUUUCACCGUGGUCUCGAUCUCCUGACCUCGUGAUCCGCGCGCCUCGGCCUCCCAAAGUGCUGGGAUUACAAGCGUGAGCCACCGCGCCCAGCCCAUAAAUAACUUUUAAUAGGCUCUUCUGGCUUUUUCUUUUAGUAACUCAGCCCAUUUUCUUCUUCUCAGUCUUUGCUCUUUGUUAAUGUUGAUAACACUGUCUUACUUUUAAAUUGCCUUGAUUAGAAAUUACUAGAGAUACAUAAACCUAGUGUUUUGGGGGAUUUUGAAAGCAUCAUAGUAUUCUUACUGUCUUCCAAAAUCUACCUUACAUUUGAACAUUGGAAGAUACGUGUUGCUGAAUACAAAUUAGUUUCAUACACAACACAUACACAUAGCCACAUACAUACACAUAGCCACACAUAACAAAUUCACACACAGUUCUUUUCAGAUAAAAAUAUUUAGCGGUAUUAAGACACAAAUCACCAUAGGAAAUGUCAUUAAAUAGAUAUGAAAAAGUCAUGAAGAUAAAUUAGCUGUCACCAAUGAAGUUAAUGAUUAAUUUGGAAAUGGGUUUUUUCCUCCUGAUGCUUUCAUCUUUUGACUGAUUUUCACUGCUCUGUAAAUGAUGAGUGAGAGAAGAGGAGGAGGGAGAGAAUGUGUGUAUGUUUGUACAUUUGGUACAUAAUACUGGUUUCAUUGCUUUUAAGACAGAAGAAUAUUAAUUUGCCCUGUAUAUUCAAUUUGAAAUAAAAAUUUCCAAUCUGUUAUGGAUUACCUUAUAUAUUAUAUUCCUUGUUAUUAUCAUGAAAAUUUAAGUUUUAGACUUUUCUGAAUGUAUUUAAAGUUAUUUGAUCUUAUUUUUUAUUUAUUUAUUUAUUUAUUUUUGAGACGGGGUCUUGCUCUUUCGCCCAGCCCGGAGUGCAGUGGCGCAAUCUCGGCUCACUGCAAGCUCCGCCUCCCGGGUUCACGCCAUUCUCCUGCCUCAGCCCCCCGAGUCGCUGGGACUACAGGCCCCCGCCGCUGCACCCGGCUAAUUUUUUGUAUUUUUAGUAGAGACGGGGUUUCACCGUGUUAAGCAGGAUGGUCUCGAUCUCCUGACCUCGUGAUCUGCCCGCCUCGGCCUCCCAAAGUGCUGGGAUUACAGGCAUGAGCCACUGCGCCCGACCAUAUUUGAUCUUAUUAAUAAGGUCAAAUUAUUUUUUAUAACGUAGACUUACAUUUGAAACAUAGAUGCUGUAUGAACCUCCUUUUGGGAGUUUCUGUGUAUAUUGAAAUAGGUGAUAAGAUUUGCAAGGAACUUUGGUUCAUUCAGUAGGGAGCCCAGUUUUAAAUUUUACUUUUCUUUCACUUAAUUAAAUUUUUGUCAUUGAUAUAUGCAAAGUUCAGAUUUGUGUAGACUUUCGGGGUACUGAAUUUGUUUCCUGUUCUUUCAGUCCUGGGAAGGAAUGUCCUUUUCUCCUCUUAGGUCACACGUGACCUUUCCCGGUCCCUGUCUGCAGUCUCUUUCCUGCAGGGAGCUGUCUCCCCUUCAUGUAGCCACUGUCCUGAGCUUUAACCAAGCAUCUGUAAGCACUUCACCUGGACUCUUAAUGCCUCACAUGGGAAAUGAUUAUUGUAAACUGUUUUGGUAAUGCUGUUUGGUAGCCAGCAUUUUAAUUUUAGUCUAUUGUAAAUUGAUACAAAUAUUUGAAUAUUUUGUUCAUUUUGCCGUUUUACAAAAAUAGAGGAGAAAGGGGAAAUUGAGAGGAACAAUAUUAGUGAUGAAAAUAUCUAUAUCUGAAAAAUGUAAAGAUAUGAAACACUUGGGGAAGAUGAAUGCAGAAAAUCUUUUGUCUUAAAUUGGCUAUUCAUUACCCCUUAGCAAGAAAGUAAAUCCCCAUUGAGCAUUAUGUUUUAGAAUGGAAAAUGUAAAUUAAGCCUUUGUUUUCCAUCAUCAUUCUCAUCGUCUUUGUCUUUUUCGUGCUCUCUGGUGGCAGAACCCCACCCAGCUCCCACUGAUUUCAGCUUUUGCUCUUUGGUUUUAUACAUGCUUUUAGAAAUACCCAUAUGUGAAUGGAGUAUCACCCAGAGUCUCAACAUUCUCAUCACCUUCAGUGGUUAUAGGAUUGUAGUCUGCUGGGGUUAGUUGGAUCUGGGUUUGAAUUCUGGUGCCAUCACUUCUAGCUUUGUCACCUGAGCAAUUCAUUUGACUUUUCUGCUUGUUUUGCUGGAAAUGGGAGUCAAGGCUCCUUCCUCACAGGGUCAUUGUCAGGAUCACUAGAGAUCAUGUACUACAGUGCCUCAGUGAAUAGUGGUGGUUUUUGUUGUGAAUGGUUACUCUGGCUUGAGGUUGUGUGCUAGCUGCUUGGAGUGAAGGGCGCAAGCCCCUGGGAGCAGGUCUCUUCUGCGAGUGGAGCCCAGGUGGAGAGGUGGCCCCAGGGAGGUGCUCUGCAUGCACGCAGUUGCAGUGUUGAAAAGGAUGGCUCACUUCCAGUCCAAUGGGUUCUGUUCAUGGGUUGAAACUUUCAGAGGCUGAGGAUUUGACUUCAAUUUACUAUAUUUCUGGCAAAUGCAUUCCAGGUUCCCAACAAUGUGACCUAGUGAUGGACUUGAGUAGUAUAAUGAGUAGUAUAACUUAUUUAUAAAUUAUUACCUCAGUGGACACUGAGUAAAGAUGUAUCUUGUUGUUUAUAUCUCAGGAGAUUUGUGUUUGUGUGUAUGUGUCGACAAAGUUAUCCACAAAAUAUUCCAUAUGAAUGCAAAUCGCAGUUCAAAAUCAGUCUGUUAGUCUGGGCUUAACUUGUCCCCCUUUCAGCCCCAGGAUUGGUUGUGGUGGUUCCCUGUUCAGCCAUGUUGCAUUUGUACUGCAGGCUCUCCCCGUGAGUGCUGGUAUCUGUCUUAAGACAACCAGCUGGAGGAGGGAGUGCAGUCUGGGUUCAGAACACGCAGCAGAACUCACUGUUUAAGCUACUGAACACGUAGUAGACAUGGCGAGCCACAGUUAUUUGCGUUUACUGAAAAGAGAUGUCACAAAAACAUUUAAGGCCUCCUAAUACAAGAAUUGCUGUACAUCUAAUACCUGUAGUUACCCAAGAGCCAAGCCACUUAACCAUUUUCAACCUUAUUCCAAUGGUACUAGCUUAUAGCUGUUAAUCUAGAACUCUAGAUGUUAGACUUGAUGCAUACGAGCUUUAUAUGGCCAGGGGAACUUAGACUCUGGAACAUUUAUUAAAAUAGAAGUUUAAAAGCAUACUUCAGUAUUAUGUCCCAAUUUUCUAAAGAGAAGACACUGUCUAGUAACUUAGAAGGCUCAAUAAUUUCUAUUUGUUUUCUUCUGUCUAUUUCUUAUUCUAUAAUGCUUUUUUUUUUUUUUUUUUUGCGUUGACUGGUAUCAGGUAAGCCAGCAUUAGAUUAAAGCAAUUCAGACUUGAAAAUUAAUGUUUACCUUUUCUGUGUCAAUUAGUAAACUAUAGAAUGUAGAAUUUAUAUUUAAUUAUUAAGAAUAAAAGCUUUGACUUUGUUUUUUUUGUUUUUUUUUUUGUUUUUUUUUUUUGAGACGGAGUCUCACUCUGUUGCCCAGACUGGAGUGCAAUGGCACGAUCUUGGCUCAGUGCAGCCUCUGCCUUCUGGGUUCAGGCAAUUCUCCUGCCUCAGCCUCCCGAGUAGCUGGGAUUACAGGUACCCACCACCACACUCGGCCAAUUUUUUGUGUUUUUUAGUAGAGACGGAGUUUCACCAUGUUUACCAGGCUAGUCUUGAACUCCUCACCUCAAGUGAUCCACCUGCCUUGGCCUCCCAAAGUGCUGGGAUUACAGGCAUGAGCCACUGUGCCCAGCCAAGCUUUGACUUUUUAAAUAAAAAAUUUUUAAUCAAAAAUUGCUUUUGAUUUUUGUCUUUUAAAAAGUUUGGCAUUUCACUCUCUUCUGUCACACUUGAAAUGUACUUUAUUUAACCAAGAUUACUGAGUCUGCUGUGAUGUUGCAAAUUUUGGAAUAGUAAAAACAAUUUGUUCAAAACUAUUUUAAUCCUAUUUCAUUAAUACUGCCAAAUUUUUAUGAUUAGUAACCAGCACUCAAAAGAGAUAAUUCUUUUAGGUUAUAGAGCAACUGUCUGUAGGUCAUUGUAAAAGGAAUGCUUCAGUGCCUACCCUUCCUUCUGCAUUGCUGUCCCAAUCUCUUACCUGCUCUUCACUCACUGUUAGGCUGGAGCAGGUGGCUGCCUUUUGCCCUCUGAAUGACAGCAGCUGAUAUUUGUGGUUGGAGAGGGGGCACAUCUUAUGCUGGACUCAGUUCUCUCUCAGCCUGGCUUUGCCCACCUUGGAUCUCUAGCAGGGAAGCAGAAUUUUCCCCAGUGUGCUCUUUGCGUGAAAGUAUAGGUCUGAUCUUCUUUGGGUCCUAUUUUACCCUCUGCUGCCAGCUUCUGCAGCCGUUGGAGCCCUGAUGCUAGUCACCCAAACAGAUGACAAGUUUACUGCUGUGUCCUCAUUCAUCUUCAUCCUUCUUGAAGUUCACAGUUGAUGAAAUUUUUGGAAAAUUCUUUAUAAUUAAGAGUAAUUACCAGGGAAUUAAAACUGAAGGGUUGUUGUAGAUUUGGGGCUUUGGAUUCUAAAAGACAUGAAUUCAUACAUUCCUGUUUCUGCUUUUCCUUUCCUUGUGGUCUUGGAAAAAAAAUAUGUUCUUUUAAAUUGCAGUGUUAUCUGUAAAAUUAGCCUGCUUUCGUUGUUGACAGACAGAUUACAUGAACCAAUUGAACAAAGAGCUUAGCAUAGUGCUUUAAUCAAUUUACUCCCAUGUUCUUCAGCCUCAAGUUAUUUAUUUUUAAAAUGGGCAUAAUAACACAUAACAUAAUGUAACAUGGAGAUGUUGAAAGAACUUUGUGUGUGCACGCACCUGUGUGUGUAUGCAGAGAAAAUAUCUGAACUAGAUACAUUAGACAGUAAACUGUGGAUGGGCUUGGGAGUGUGUUUCUUUACUAUUGCUGUACUUAUUUGGGGGCUUAAAACAACACCUGUGUAUUAUUUCAUGGUUUCUGUGGCUCAGGAAUCUGGGCAGGCAUACUGAAUUCUCUGCCCAGAAUCUCCUAAGGCUGAUAUCGGGGUGUCAGCCGGGUGUGUGAUCUCAUCUAGGGCUUGCGGAGGGGGUCCUCUUCCAAGCUCCUGUGGUUGCUGGCAUAAUUCAUUUCCUUGCAGCUGUGGAGCUCAUGGCAACUUGCUUCCUCACGGCCAGCCAGUGUCUCUCUCUGAUCCCUCUUUAAGGAGCUCUCCUGCUUAGAUCAGGCCUACCACGAUAAUUUCCUUUUCGAUUAACUAAUUAGGGGCCUUAAUUAUAUCCUCGUAGUCCCUUGACCUUUGCCGUAUAACGUGGUUUAAUCAUAGGAGUGCUAUCCCAACACAUUCACGGGUCCUUCCUGCACUCAAGGGUUGAGCGCCCUAGUGUUUGUGCUCAGAGCCAGGAAUCUUGGGGGCCAUCGCAGAAUUCUGCCUACCACAGAGUGAGCAUGGGCUAGGAAGGACGUAGGUUUCUUAGUUCAUAUAGUUCUGUAUUUAAACUUUUUUUUUUUUUUUUGAGACGGAGUCUCCUCUGUCGCCCAGGCUGGAGUGCAGUGGCGCAAUCUCGGCUCACUGUAAGCUCCGCCUCGCAGGUUCAUGCCAUUCUCCUGCCUCAGCCUCUCCAAGUAGCUGGGACUACAGGCGCCCGCCACCACGCCCGGCUAAUUUUUUUGUAUUUUUAGUAGAGACAGGGUUUCACCGUGGUCUCUUAUCUCCUGACCUCGUGAUCCGCCCGCCUCGACCUCCCAAAGUGCUGGGAUUACAAGUGUGAGCCACCGCGCCCGGCCCUAAACUUUUUAAAAAUAGUAUAAUACAUAAAAGUUAAAAUAGUUCUUUUUAUUUUACUUGGUAUGAGAUUCCCCUAGAAUUCUCAAAUGAAAAUUACAAGACAUAAUUCUGGAAGGAAUUUUAGCUAAUGUAUACUUAGUCACAAUAGCCGUUCUCAAACACUUAGUGUCAGGAGUGGACAAUCAGAAAUAAAGCAAAUGGUCUAGGCUCGUGACCUUAUUUAGCCGUGGGGCAGGGAUUGGGGCCAGCCAAAGGCCCAGGGGUGUCCAGUGGUUGCAUGGCGGCACCUGUGCUGAGAGCUGGACGAGCUGUCCACUUCAUCCCUUCCCCUGUGCCCACAGCUUUUGCUUUUCUGAGUGUAAAAUUGCGCAGAUCUACUUUAUUAAGAAUAUUUAUUUUAAUUGGAUCGUGUCAAGUUGAUGAAGGAUUUUUCUUUAGUUACCAGUGGAAGAUGAACAUUUAGUAAGCAUGUGAACAUAAAUUUGGAUACCAUCGUUUGAAAUCAGAACCAUAAGCAUGUAACGCUUUUCCAUUAUUAUUGAUUAAAAUAGGGGGCUUCUUUUCUGUCUCACCUUUUCAGUUAAACCCUCAUUCUCCCCUUGGUAAUAUAUGGGAUUCAGGUGUCAGUCUGUUGCAGCCAGAGAGACCUGCAGGACUUAGAAAUCAGACUGAUUACAGUUCUGAUGUUCCUCUUUAAAACAAGCCAUGUGCAGGCUGGGCGCAGUGGCUCACGCCUGUAAUCCCAGCACUUUGGGAGGCCGAGGCGGGCGGAUCACCAGGUCAGGAGAUCGAGACCACGGUGAAACCCCGUCUCUACUAAAAAUACAAAAAAAUUAGCCGGGCGUGGUGGCGGGCGCCUGUAGUCCCAGCUACUUGGAGAGGCUGAGGCAGGAGAAUUGCUUGAACCCGGGAUGCGGAGCUUGCAGUGAGCCGAGAUUGCGCCACUGCACUCCAGCCUGGGCGACAGAGCGAGACUCCGUCUCAAAAAAAAAAAAAAUAAAUAAAAAAUAAAACAAGCCAUGUGCUAACAAACAAACCACCAAAAAGGUGGUCACUUUUUAGAAUUUUGCUUAAAAAUUUCCAGUAAAAAGACAUUUUAAACUUUCAGUUUCUUUGUAUUUUGAUUUUAUUGAAGGAAAUAAAGUUAAAAAAAUCAUUUCAAGUGAUACUUUGGUUGGUAUCUGUUAAUAGUGCUGUUGAGGAUAGUUAACACAUGGUAGUUUAGUAUGUUUCUCAUUGUAUUAUAUAAAACCAUAUAUAGAAGUUUAUAGAGUAUAGACUAUGUAUAACAGACUAAUAGUGUCACAUUAUAUAAGCAAAAGCCUAAGACUUUGUGCCGCGCAGCACAGUAGCCACUAGCUACGUGUAGGUAUUGUGCACUCAAAAGCUGGCUAGUAAUUAAGGGACUGAAUUGUACAUUUAUUUUAUUUUAACAAAUUUUAGAAUUCUAAAUAGCUACAUUUGGCAGUCAUGUUGGCUCAUAUUGGACAGCACAGAUUAUAGAACCUUUUUUUUAUUUUUUGGUAACAGCAAGUUCUUUAGAACUGUGCUGGUGUACGCAUAUGUAGUUUAUAAGUUCCUAUCAUGAAGCAGGAACUGUUAAUAAAUGAUCUUUGACAGCCCUUCUGAUUCUCAAAUUCUGUGCCAUAUUGUUUGCUAUAAAUUACUUUUUAAUGCAUUUUAAUAGCAUAUGUAGGGUUAUUUUACUUGUGAGUUUCUAAGCUGCUCAUCUUCUGCAUGUCUUUUACUGCUAUGCAAUGAAAAACAUUUUUGAUUAUUGGUUUAAAAAGAACUUAGUUUUUAAGCAUCACAGAAUUUCCAUAUCAGAUGGGAGUUGGAGGCAAAUUAAAUAAAUAAAAGAAAAUUCUAUAUUAGUUUGCUUUUUAGCCCUCCAAACCCUUCCUGCUCUCAGGAGAACUGAGACUUGAUUUGUUUGUCUUGAAAGAUGGCACCCACAGGCAACGCCCCCACUGUGUCCCUGCCCCCCACUUAUUUUUGGUUCAGUUUGAUUUACCAAUUUAUCUCAAUAUUUACCAAAUUUAUUUAAAAAUUUCCUCAAAGACAUUUAUUGGCAUAUAUCAUUCUGAUUGUGGGUUUUCCUUCUUCAAAACCUCUUGAUUGUUCAGGUUAGAUUUUAUGUGACCUGAAUAGAAGUUCUCUCUUUGUCUGAAAACUUUUUCCUUGUGGAACGUUUUUCUACAACAUUUUGCUAGGCUAAUUUAGGUGUGAUUUCCCAAAGGGCACCUGACUUGAAAACAUUUAUUCAUUCAGGUCUGACAAUGCCCAAGAUUUUAGGAGAGAGAAAGAAAGAGACUAGGGAAGGAAUGAAGUGAAAACUGUAGUUUAGUUUUGGAUUUUGAGUUUUUACUAUUUAUAUUUCAUUUAUAUCUGUGUACAUUUUAUUUUUUCAAUAGUCUGAAUAAAGAUGUGCAAUUUAAACAAGUUCAGAUUGCCUACAGUUCAGGAUUUUUAAAACAUGUAGAUUAUUUUGGGAGCUUUCUCUUUAUAAACCUUGUAAUAACAAAACCACGUGAGUACCAGAAUCAUUUCUCCUACUUAGUUUCUUGCAAGGGAAGCAUUAUUGACUCUUCUUUUUGCAGCAAACCAACAUUUACAACACACUGAAUGAUAAAUAAGAAAUAAUCUUGUUUGGUUAAUGUACCUGAAAAGCUAAUUGUGUGGAGGUAAAGAGGAAACUGUUGUAAUUUUAAGAUUGGAGGGGAAGAGAAAGGUUAAAUUGUUCCUUGAAAACAUAACACAGAACCAAAAACCCCCACAUGUAUUCUCUGACAUCUUCACACAAGACAUUUUAUAUUAAUGAAAUUCAGAUAAUUAAAAAUCCAAGUGUAGGCAUAGAAAAAUCUUUACUUUUUCUUAGAUACUGGCAGAGUUGUUUUAACUCAGUGAGAAGCAUCACAUGGAACAACAGAAUUUAUUAGCUGUUUGUUAAAUUUAACAAUUUGUUAAAUUGUUUUAGCUGCUACUAAAAUAUAUGCUUUCACUUAUCAGAACUUACUUUCAAGUUCCAUUACAUCCUUCACAUGCAGUAUAUGAACUUUACAGCAGCGCACACUGUCUCUCCCUUCUCUGCCUUUUUGCUGCUGUUGUCAUACAUUUAGUAUCUCAAUAUUUUAUAAACACCACUACACAUAUUUAUUUUAUCUACCAUUUGAUGGCCAUUUGGGUUCUUUCUACUUUUUGGCUGUUUUGAAUAGUUCUGCCAGGAACAGUCAUGUGUAGGUCUUUCUGUAGACAUAUUUUCAGUUCUCUUCAGUAGAUACUUAGAAGUGGAAUCUGCUGGGGGCAUAUGAUUUCUGUGUAACAUUUGAAAAAACUGCCUUACUGUUUUCCAAAUGACUGAACCAUUUUACAUUCUUACAGGCGGUGUUCCUCUCUACACCUCACCAGCACUUAUCUUUUGUCUUUUGCGUCGUGGCCAUUUUUGUGGAUGUGACUGGGGUUUUAAUUUGCAUUUCCCUAGUAAUCAAUGAUGUUGUGCAUCUUUUAAUGUGUGCAUUGGCCAUUUAUACACACUUUUUGGUGAAAUGUCUAUUCAAAUAUUUUGCCCAUUUUAAAAUCAGAUGAAUUUUGUCAUCUUGAGUUUUAAGGGUUCUUUAUAUAUCAUGGAUAUGCAUCUUUUAUCAUAUAUAUUGUUUGCAGAUAUUUUCUCACAGGCUGGCUUAUCUUUUCACUUGCUUAAAGGUGUCUUUUGAAGAAAAAAAUGCCUUUAAUUUUGCUGAAGUCCAACUUUACCAUUUUAAAAAAUCACUUGUGCUUUUGGUGUGAAAUUGCCUCAUUUUUGAAAGACAUUUUUUUUCCACUGGGUAUAGAAUUUUAGUUUGAAUGUAUUUUUUUUUCUUUUUUUUUUUUUUUUUUUUUUUUCAGUUCUUUAAAGAUACUGGUCCACUGUCUUCUGGCUUUCGUUGUUUUGGCAAGAAGUCUUUUUAAUUUUAUUGUUCUUCAUGUAAUGUGUUUUUUCUGACUCCUUUUAAGAUUUUUCUCCUCUUUCCUCUAUCUUUCCACGCCACCACAGUGGUGCAUGUCACGAGCGUCCAUGUGAAGAGACCACCAAACAGGCUUUACGUGAACAGUAAAGCUUUUUAUUUCACCUGGGUGCAGGGGGGCUGAGUCCGAAAAGAGAGUCAGCAAAGGGUGAUGGGAUUAUCAUUAGUUCUUCUAGGUUUGGGAUAGGCGGUGGAGUUAGGAGCAAUUUUUUUGUGGGCAGGGGGAGGAUCUUACAAAGUAUGUUCUCAAGCAUGGGGAGAAUAUUGCAAAGUACCUUCUUAAGGGCGGGGAAGGAUAUUACAAAGUACCUUCUCAAGGGUGGAGAGGGUGUAUCGCACAAAGUGCAUUCACAAGGGCGGGGGAAUAUCAUAAAGUACAUUAGCACAAGGACUGGGAGGGUGUAUUGUCACAAAGUCAAUUGAUCAGUUAGGGUGGGGCAGGAACAAAUCACAAUGGUGGAAUGUCAUCAGUUAAGGCAGGAACUGGCUAUUUUCACUUUGUGAAUCUUCAGUUGCUUCAGGCCAUCUGGAUGUAUAUGUGCAGGUCACAGGGAAUGUGACGGCUUAGCUUGGGCUCAGAGGCCUGACAGUGCACAUGGAUGUCCUGGCUGACGCUCUCAAGAGCAUCAACAAUGCCAGAAAGAGAGGCAAACGCCAGGUGCUUUUUAAGCCGUGCUCCAAAGUCAUUGCCCAGUUUCUCACUGUGAUGGUGAAGCAUGAUUCCAUUGGCAAAUUUGAAAUCAUUGAUGAUCACAGAGCUGGGAAAAUUGUUGUGAACCUCACAGGCAGGCUAAACAAGUGUGGAGUGAUCAGCCUCAGAUUUGAUGUGCAACUCAAAGAUCUAGAAAAAUGGCAGAAUAAUCUGCUUCCAUCCUGCCAGUUUGGUUUCAUUGCACUGACAACCUCAGCUGGCAUCAUGGACCAUGAAGAAGCAAGGUGAAAACACACAGCAGGGAAAAUCCUGGGAUUCUUUUUCUAGCGAUGUAAUACAUAUUUACAAAAAAAAAAAGAAGAUUUUUCUCUCUCCUUGGUUUUAAGAAAUUUAAUUAUGAUGGGACUGGUGUGGUUUUCUUUGUGUGUCUUUUGGUUGUGUUUUUCGACCUUUCAUAUCUGUAGAUUUACAGUUUUUAUCAAAUUUGGAAAAAAUUCAAGUCAUUUUUUUCUUCAGAUAUUUGUCCUGUCUCCCCCGCCCCGCCUUUUUUUUUUAACAGCAUCUCUAACUAAAUAUAUAUAUCAGACCCCUGAAGUCUCUUUGUCUUUGUGUUUUAUUUUUCCAUUGUGGGCUGUGUCUUCGAUUUCAGGCUUAUUAGUCUUCAUUUAAAAAUUACCAUUAAAUCUGUCCAGUGAAAAAGUGAAAACGUAUUUUUUACAUGCAUCAUUAAAGUUUAUAUCUUUAGAAGUUCAAUUUGGGUUAUUUGAUUUAGUUUCCAUAUCUCUACCUUAAGAUGCACAUUUUUUCUACAUUUUUUGAACAUAUGGAAUAUAGUUACACUAAUAUUGUUGACUUUCAGUUCCAUCAUCUUUGUUUUUCUGCGUACAUUUCAAUCGAUUGAUUUUUCUCUUCAUUUGGGGUCUUUUGUUUUUGUUUGCUUCUUUGCUUUCUGGUAAUUUUUAUUGUGUGCCAGACAUUGUGAAUUUUACCUUGUUGAUGACUGGGUAUCUUUUUUUUAUUCCUAUAAACAUCCUUGAACUUUAGUCUAGGACCCAGGCAUAGUACUUGGAAACAGCUUGAUCCUUUUGGGUCUUACUAUCUUACUUUAAGCUUUGGGAGGUGGAACAGGGUGAGCAGGGUCUGCACUGAUUCUUCCCACUUUUCAGGCAGAUUCCUUCCAAGGACUCUGUGCGGUUUUCCCUCUCUGGCUGGUGGGAGCAGGAACUCUUCUGUGUGAGCCCUGAGGAUCCUUCUUCUAAUCCUUUUGGGUGCUUCUUUCCCCAUCCUCACAUGGUUUCUUCACACACACAGGCUGAAUGUGACUCUGCCAAGUAUGGGAGGGAAGACUGCCAAUACCAGGAGCGUUCUUGUUGGGUGGCUUUCCCUGUCUCUCACGCUUCCCUGAAAACACCAACCUCUUACUGACCUCUGAUUCCCAGCUCCAUUUCCAGACUACCUGGUUUCUGCUCCCGGCACCUUGGCCUGGAAGUGUGUUCCAGGCAGUUUGCUGGGGCAGUCAGAGGGUUCACCUGGUUUGUUUCCCGUCUCUCAGGAACCAAGAUCCUUGUUGAUGAUCAGUGUUUUGAAAAUGAUUGCACCACAUAUCUUGUCCAGAUUUUUAUUUUUAUUUUUUUAAGGGGGAAAGUAAAUGCCGUCCCUGUGACAGGAAUGAAUAUUAGGAGAAUAGAAUCUAACAAAAGGGAAAAAGGAUUUUGAUUUCUUCAUAGCUGUUAUGGACAGAAUUUGUAUAUCUUCCUUGAAUUUUGUUGAAUAAACAUAGUGCUAGACAUCAUUUGUGUGUAGUUUUUAAGUAAAGAAAUAUGGAAGUCCCUUUAUACAGUGUAGAAUCCAUCUCAUCACCAUGAAAACCUUUGUUCUUGUGUGAUAUAAAUUAUUAGGAACUGUUUUGUGUUGUUAUGCAGAAGUUAUUUUUAGUAUAUUGUUUUGUUAGGUGGGUCUUAAAAUCUCAUUUAGUUUCAUGGUAGAAUAUCUUUGUUAGUAUGAUUCAAAAGAGAAUAUAAUUUGGGGUUUUAUUAGUGUAAAAAGAAUUACCAUAAACUUUACUUUCCAGUAGACUAUAUUUAAAUGUGAUAUAUUACUUUUUCUAGCCACAUACUCUUUUAGCCUUCAUUAUAGCAGAAUCAAAGUAUGUUAUUCCAUUUGUUCCAAAUUUCUCUCCAUUUUCUAUCCAGAUGGCUGCUGACUCAAAUGUAUAUGAUAAUACAUUUACAUUUUUUCAGUUAAGGCUGAUAAAUCCAUUUUAACCCUAUUGAAUUGCUUAAUGAAUAAAAGAUUUAAAUGUGUCGUCAGUGCUUAUGUUUCUGUAAAGUGAAAUAUCCUGAAAGCACUAGUAGUGUUGAUAAAGUUUCCAGGUU
Molecule: messenger RNA, 13031 nt
Organism: Symphalangus syndactylus (siamang)
Lineage: Eukaryota; Metazoa; Chordata; Mammalia; Primates; Hylobatidae
Product: small ribosomal subunit protein uS8-like
Biological process (GO): translation
Cellular component (GO): ribosome
Molecular function (GO): structural constituent of ribosome
Source: RefSeq, a predicted model, not a curated record